GCCGCCGCCGCCGCCGCCGCGAGCUCGAUGCGGACGGAGCCCGGGCCGGGCCAUGGGGAUCCUCAGCAUCACGGACCAGCCGCCCCUGGUCCAGGCCAUCUUUAGCCGAGAUGUGGAGGAAGUGCGUUCCCUCCUCUCGCAGAAGGAGAACAUCAAUGUGCUGGACCAAGAGAGACGAACCCCAUUGCAUGCUGCUGCCUACGUAGGCGAUGUCCCCAUCCUCCAGUUGCUACUGAUGUCAGGUGCUAAUGUAAAUGCUAAGGACACACUGUGGCUGACCCCUCUUCAUCGUGCUGCUGCCUCUCGAAAUGAGAAGGUGCUGGGGCUGCUGCUGGCUCAUUCAGCUGAUGUGAAUGCCCGGGACAAGCUGUGGCAGACACCACUGCAUGUGGCUGCUGCCAACCGGGCUACCAAGUGUGCUGAGGCUCUGGCACCCUUGUUGAGCAGCCUCAAUGUGGCCGACAGGAGUGGGCGCAGUGCGCUGCACCAUGCAGUGCACAGUGGACAUCUUGAGACAGUGAACCUACUUCUCAACAAGGGAGCCAGCCUCAAUGUCUGUGACAAAAAGGAACGGCAGCCUCUGCACUGGGCCGCUUUUCUGGGACAUUUGGAAGUCCUGAAAUUGCUGGUGGCACGUGGAGCAGACCUCGGCUGUAAGGACCGAAAGGGCUAUGGGCUGCUCCACACAGCUGCAGCCAGUGGCCAGAUUGAAGUGGUGAAGUACCUGCUCCGGAUGGGGGCUGAGAUCGAUGAGCCCAAUGCUUUUGGAAACACAGCUUUGCACAUCGCCUGCUACCUGGGCCAGGAUGCUGUGGCUAUUGAGCUGGUGAAUGCCGGAGCCAAUGUCAAUCAGCCAAAUGACAAGGGCUUUACGCCAUUACAUGUGGCUGCAGUUUCCACCAAUGGCGCUCUCUGCUUAGAGUUAUUGGUCAACAAUGGGGCUGAUGUCAACUACCAGAGCAAAGAAGGGAAAAGCCCUCUGCAUAUGGCUGCCAUCCAUGGCCGUUUCACACGCUCCCAGAUCCUCAUCCAGAAUGGUAGCGAGAUUGACUGUGCUGACAAAUUUGGGAACACGCCCCUGCAUGUGGCUGCUCGCUAUGGGCACGAGCUGCUCAUCAGCACACUCAUGACCAAUGGCGCAGACACCGCCCGGCGCGGCAUCCAUGACAUGUUUCCCCUGCACUUAGCUGUUCUCUUUGGAUUCUCUGACUGUUGCCGGAAGCUUCUUUCCUCAGGUCAGUUGUACAGCAUCGUGUCUUCACUCAGCAAUGAGCACGUGCUUUCUGCUGGAUUUGACAUCAACACCCCUGACAACCUUGGCCGCACCUGUCUUCAUGCUGCUGCUUCUGGAGGAAAUGUUGAAUGUCUUAAUUUGCUGUUGAGCAGUGGAGCUGACCUGAGGAGGAGAGACAAAUUUGGAAGGACUCCACUGCACUAUGCAGCUGCCAACGGUAGCUACCAGUGUGCUGUGACACUGGUGACUGCUGGGGCAGGUGUCAAUGAGGCUGACUGUAAAGGCUGCUCUCCCCUCCACUAUGCUGCGGCCUCUGACACGUACCGGAGAGCGGAACCCCACACUGCUUCCAGCCAUGAUGCUGAAGAGGACGAGCCACUGAAGGAGUCCCGUAGGAAGGAGGCUUUCUUCUGUCUGGAGUUCUUACUGGAUAAUGGUGCAGAUCCCUCCCUGCGGGACAGGCAGGGCUACACAGCUGUGCACUAUGCAGCCGCCUAUGGCAACCGACAGAACCUUGAACUGCUCUUAGAAAUGUCCUUUAACUGCCUGGAGGAUGUGGAGAGCACCAUUCCAGUCAGCCCUUUGCACUUAGCUGCCUACAACGGUCACUGUGAAGCCCUGAAGACACUGGCUGAGACGCUGGUGAAUCUGGAUGUAAGGGACCACAAGGGCCGGACCGCGCUCUUCCUGGCCACUGAGCGAGGCUCUACUGAGUGUGUGGAGGUGCUUACGGCCCAUGGCGCCUCUGCCCUCAUCAAGGAGCGCAAGCGCAAGUGGACACCCCUACACGCUGCUGCUGCCUCUGGCCACACUGAUUCCCUGCAUUUGCUGAUCGAUAGUGGGGAACGAGCUGACAUCACAGAUGUCAUGGAUGCCUAUGGACAAACCCCACUGAUGCUGGCCAUCAUGAAUGGCCACGUGGACUGUGUACAUCUGCUGCUAGAGAAAGGAUCCACAGCUGAUGCUGCUGACCUUCGGGGCCGCACCGCCCUCCACCGUGGGGCAGUGACUGGCUGUGAGGACUGCCUGGCUGCCUUGCUGGACCAUGAUGCAUUUGUGUUGUGCCGAGACUUUAAGGGUCGCACGCCCAUUCACCUGGCCUCAGCUUGUGGCCACACUGCAGUCCUGCGGACCCUGCUGCAGGCUGCCCUUUCCACAGACCCCCUGGAUGCUGGGGUGGAUUACAGCGGAUAUUCACCCAUGCACUGGGCCUCCUACACUGGACAUGAAGAUUGUCUGGAGUUGUUACUUGAACACAGCCCAUUCUCAUACCUGGAGGGAAACCCCUUCACUCCUUUGCACUGUGCAGUAAUUAAUAACCAGGAUAGCACCACAGAGAUGUUGCUGGGAGCUCUGGGUGACAAGAUUGUGAACAGCCGAGACGCCAAAGGACGGACCCCCCUUCACGCCGCUGCCUUCGCGGAUAAUGUCUCUGGGCUCCGGAUGCUGCUGCAGCAUCAAGCUGAGGUGAACGCCACUGACCACACUGGCCGCACUGCACUCAUGACGGCGGCUGAGAACGGGCAGACCGCUGCUGUGGAAUUUCUGCUGUAUCGAGGGAAGGCAGACCUGACUGUGCUGGAUGAGAACAAGAACACUGCCCUCCAUUUGGCUUGUAGCAAGGGCCAUGAAAAAUGUGCCCUCAUGAUCCUGGCAGAAACCCAAGACCUUGGCCUUAUCAAUGCCACCAACAGUGCGCUGCAGAUGCCACUCCACAUUGCUGCCCGGAAUGGUCUAGCUUCUGUGGUGCAGGCCCUCCUGAGUCGUGGGGCCACAGUGCUGGCUGUGGAUGAAGAAGGUCACACCCCAGCAUUGGCCUGCGCUCCCAACAAAGAUGUGGCAGACUGCCUGGCCUUGAUCCUUUCCACCAUGAAGCCUUUCCCACCCAAGGACGCCGUCAGUCCUUUCAGCUUCAGCCUGCUCAAGAACUGCGGCAUCGCAGCCGCCAAGACGGUGGGUGGCUGUGGCGCCUUGCCCCACGGGGCCUCCUGCCCCUACAGCCAGGAGCGGCACGGUGCCAUUGGGUUAGAUGGCUGCUACUCUGAGUAGCCCCCUCCAGUGUCCCUCUCCCUGCCGGUGGCUUGAUAUUAUUCUAUUUAUUUAGAAAAAGUCUACACAUUUAGGGCACUUUAAAGGAGAACACGACUGGGUGGCGGGGCAGAGGGGGGAAGGAAGCACUGGGGAGCAGCUGCUCACCCCUUUGCCACACCAUCCUGGCCUGGCAGGGGUCUGGGACCGACUGGGAGCACCCCAGGCCCUUGGUACCCCAGGGCAACCCUUUCUGCCAAGUGUCCCAAAAUGAUUGCUAAAUGCCUGGCUCCCUCUCUCUUUGACUCCAUCUCUCAGUUCCCCUUUCUGCUACCAGCUCCCCCUCCUCCUUCCUUCUGACUCUCCUCUGUGUCCCCCCACCCCUUCUCCCUGCCCCUACUGCCAGGCAGACCCCUCCUCUUCUUCCAUACCCAUCACUGCCUCCCUGCUCGGCUGGCCCCUCCAUCCCCGCAGCAGUGAGAAGCCUUAAUUUCUGGUACUGUGUGAGCACUCUGGGGUGUCCCCCUCCCCCUUCAGGGGCAGCUAGAGGAUGAAGGGGGAGGGUAUUUAGCACUGGGGCCUGGAACUUUCCCCCUACUCUUUACCCUAUCACCCCUAAAGUUCAAAUGCAAAACACUUGAAGCAGCAACUACUGUACCUGGGCCCCAAUCCUGCACUCUCCCCUGGCUCCUCAUAUGCAAAUCAAGGGCUGGUUCUGCCCCCACAGCCUGCCCCACCUCCCACCUCCUGACCUGGCCCCUAACCACGCACUUUAACCUUGCUUCUUUCUUUUAAUUUCUUUUGGGAGAACAGAGCCUGUGGCCAUUCCCUCCCCGGCUCUCUUCUCCCUGAACUUUGAGGCUUGUCAUGAAUUUUUAAGUACGCAUUUUAUUCUUUAGGGGAAGAAACAAAUUAAUUUCCUGCCCAUUUCAAAACCACAGCCCUAGUAUGUCCUCUGUGUUUCAGGCAUGUGCUUGCAUGUGUGUGGAGGGAGGGACCGCGUUCUUCCUCUCGUGUCCCCAAGUCCCUGGGUUCCUCUAUGCCCUUUGUCUGCCUCUACCUUCCUUCAUGUUGGAGAGUACCCACUGCCCCAGUCACUCCUGAUCUGAAGCCAAAGACGGUGGGAGGGGCAGGGGCAGACUAGGGACCAAGGCUGCUCUUUAGGAAAGCAGGCCUUCCUCCAGUGUGAGGAGAAAGUUCUGGUCAAGGGAGCUACAGGCAGACACUGGAGCUCAGUCCCCUGCCUCCCAGCACAGGGGGAAAUGGGAUUGAGUAGGGGCUGCACUGAUAAGAUUCCUCGAACUUGUACCCCAAAAGCCAAACUGGGCUGGAGUGAGGAGGGGCAGUGUUUUCUCUAAAUGUAGCAUUGCAUCUGGCCCUGGUCCCUUCAGAUGCCCUGUCCAACCAUCUUGGUGAGCCUCUGCCCCAAUUGGACCUACUCGUGUAGCCCAGUGUCCCUUCCUCACACUCAAUACCUCAGCCAGGGGCCAAGACACAGAACUUGAAUAGAGGUCCUGCCCCUCCAUCCUGC
Dipodomys ordii (Ord's kangaroo rat) is the source of this 4793-nucleotide messenger RNA. RefSeq names its product ankyrin repeat domain 52 (gene Ankrd52). The coding region runs from base 53 to 3283 and encodes 1076 amino acids. Gene Ontology annotation, molecular function: protein binding. Lineage: Eukaryota; Metazoa; Chordata; Mammalia; Rodentia; Heteromyidae. The transcript has 28 exons. The record is from RefSeq and is a predicted model, not a curated record.